GGAGCUUUCCUGCGAGGCGCGGCGGCGCGGAUCUGCAGAACGUCCACAUCUUGCCGCAGACCGUCCUGUACAUGGCCGAUUCAGACACAUUCAUUAGCCUGGAGGAGUGUCGCGGUCACAAGCGAGCCAGGAAGAGAGCGACGAUGGAGACCGCCAUGGCCCUGGAGAAGCUGUUCCCGAGACAGUGCCAGAUCCUGGGGAUCGUGGCCCCAGGGAUCGUCGUGACGCCCAUGGGCCCCGGGAGCAGUCGGCCUCAGGAGAUAGAGAUUGGAGAGUCUGGGUUUGCCCUGCUGUUCCCUCAGGUGGAAGGAAUAAAAAUACAACCCUUCCGUUUUGUCAAGAAUCCAAAGAAUUUAUCGCUAGAAAGACGUCGCUUCACCGAAGCUGGCCUCCUGGACAACCCCGAGCUCCGCGUGGUGCUGGUGUUCGGCUACAACUGCUGCCGGGUGGGGGCCAGCAGCUACCUGCAGCGCGUGGUCCGCACCUUCAGCGACACGAACGUCGUGGUGGCCGGGGGCCAGGUGGACAACCUGGUCUCACUGACCUCUGACACGUACAGAGAGAAUCACUGCCGGGACACGGUGGGCUUCAUGUUCGCCUGCGUGGGCCGCGGCGCCCAGUUCUACCGGGCCCAGGGCAACGUGGAGGCCGACGCCUUCCGGAAGGCCUUCCCCGGUGUGCCCCUGUUCGGCUUCUUCGGCAACGGCGAGAUCGGGUGCGACCGCAUCGUCACGGGGAACUUCGUGCUGCGGCGCUGCGGCGCGGUGCGGGACGAGGACCUGUUCCACAGCUACACCACCGUCCUGGCGCUGGUGCACCCGGGGGCCUCCCGGUGAGGCCGCGGCCCCCC
Molecule: messenger RNA, 850 nt
Organism: Myotis davidii
Lineage: Eukaryota; Metazoa; Chordata; Mammalia; Chiroptera; Vespertilionidae
Gene: FBXO22
Product: F-box protein 22
Exons: 6
Coding region: 72-836 (254 amino acids)
Biological process (GO): positive regulation of proteasomal ubiquitin-dependent protein catabolic process; regulation of skeletal muscle fiber development; protein polyubiquitination
Source: RefSeq, a predicted model, not a curated record